Benincasa hispida (wax gourd) is the source of this 534-nucleotide messenger RNA. The record is from RefSeq and is a predicted model, not a curated record. NCBI's taxonomy places the organism in Eukaryota, Viridiplantae, Streptophyta, Magnoliopsida, Cucurbitales, Cucurbitaceae.
AUGGGUUGGACCAGCAUGUUGGGGAGCAAGAAAACCCUCCAUUCGAUGAACCCCAUAUUGGAUAACAAUGAAAGGACUUGUGACGGUAAUAAUAAUGAUGGUAAUAAUGAUGAUGGUAGUAAUAAUGAACGGACUCACGAUGAUGAUAAUAAUAAUAAUAAUGAAGGAACCCCCCACGAUGAGCAGUCCAAAUGUAUCAGUGAUCAAUGUGUGGCUGUUGAGCACAAUACGAUGGAAGCAACAAUUGAUGAAAGACUUGAACUCUCCAUACAAUUGUUCAAUCUGAGGAGCCACUUCAAUUUGGAUCCAACCAAUGUUAUGGAGAGUGCAACUAAAAAAGAAGCCAUUGAAAUGAAGAAGAAAAAUGACCUUUCCAAGCGUCAAAAAAGGAAGAAACCAACCAAGUUUUCACCUGAGGAUGUGAAAAGAGGGAAAAAGUCACAUGCGGGUAGUGAUAAUCCAGAAGAGCUGGCAGGAAUAGAUACACCAAAUGUAGAGAAGAAGAUCACCCUUUUCAUUGCACGAUCGUUAUGA